UUUUUAUAUAUAUAUAUAUCCAGGGCCCUGAAUCGGUAAUCUGCAAAAUUGCGGCCAUAAUGUGAGAUCAUCUGCCGCUGUCGUCCGACCCGUCGCUGCCGUUCGUCCUGUCAGGAGCAGCCGCUCGCUGUUUGAGGAUUACUAGUGAUAAUACGCAGUAGACUUCGCCAGUGUGUCUAGCUGUCAAACUGAAAACUAUGUAUUGGGAAGAGUAGACAGAACACAUUUGUUGAUAUUUAUUGACUUUUGCUUCGCGUGUCUUUUUUUGUCUUCUGGAUUAUCGCUGCCCAGCAACACGGCCACCUGACAACUCUGAAUGUCGUAAUUAAGGUGAAUCAAUGAGCCAGCAAUGGAGACCAAAAGAUACCAAAGUUUCUUUGAUGGAAGUGAUACAGAGAACAGAUGGUCGCAGGUCCCCAGCACCAUGGAGCACUGCUGCAGUACAGAGGAUUCAAGUCUGACCAACAGUGAUAUCCUGAUGGACAUAGUCAAUGUUAGCUGCCCUGCUGGAAGCCCGGCCACUGACUGCAAAGACAACAAUACAAAGAAGCAGGAGCAGCCAAUGCUCCGGCUCAGCCAGAACCAGCCAUUUGUUCUCCCACACUUCAACAACUCUCUUCAUAGUCAUAAGCAGGAAAUGGACUCCAAGGAGCUUUCCAAGACUGUGGCCGAGUCUAUGGGCCUGUAUAUGAAUGCUGCCAGGGAGGCAGACUUUGCCUUUAGCCAGCAUGGGGGCAAUACCAGCCCUGGGAAGAUGUAUCCAGUGUGUGGGCGGUCUCUAGAAGAGACCCAAUGUGGUUCCACAAAGAGCCCCAAGUUAAAGCCAUUUGGUUUCCAGCAGCCCAGCACUACUCCCAGAGAUUGCACCGCUGGGACUCCAGUUAGCUCAGCUUCAAUGCUGGUUUCAUCUCUGUCCUGUAGCCCCCAGACCUCCAGCUCAAUCUCUAGCCCCGGGGGCAGCAACAAUAUGGUGUCAUCAACCACCAGUCCUCCUACGUGCUUUGGACCAGUGUGCUCGUCCGUCAGUAGUCCUGUCAGCCAGACGUCUUGCGCUGCAACUUUGGCCAACAUCAAGCGCAGGAAUUCAGCCACAUGUAGCCCUGUAGAGUCCAGCACAGUGGGCUCACCACCUCUCACCAGCCCACUCAAUGUCAUGAGGUCCCCCAUGUCCAGCCCCCAAAGUAUGAGUAGUGUGAGAUCGCCUCCGUCCUGCAGCACUACCUGUAACAUUAGGUCAUCUGUCUCGAGCCCCACAGGUGGCAGCUGCACCAGCACUGCCAACAACUGCAGCACAGCAAGGCCCUCCAUCUCCAGUCCAGCCACAGGAGGCACCAUGGUGGUCAGCAGCCCACAGAACCCCUCCUCAGGUGGGUUUCCUGUGUCCAGUCCUGCCGGCGGACUGGGUUUGGUGCAGAACGACACCAACAGCCCAGAAGCAGCGGGUCUGACCAGAGACACGGACUUCAAGAGCUUUGAAUUCCCUAAAGUAGAGAUGGUAGAUGGGGAGGUGUUCAAUGUCGGCUUAGAUCAGAUGGGCAUGGUUAAGUACAUUAAGAAUGAGCCUGGAACUGACUUCAGGAGCAUGUGUUUAGGCAGCGCCAAAUGUAAUGUGAGUAGCACACCUUUUAUCACACAGAUUAAGAGCGAGCCAAACAAAAAUGAGGGAUGUAUGAGCCAACAGCCCUAUGGUGAACAAUCACCAUCACUUGGUCCCUUUUCUGCAUCCGAAACCACCUAUUUGUCACUGAGGAAUAACAUUGACGAGUACAGUCUUUCUGGUAUCUUAGGACCCCCUGUCUCCUCUAUGAAUGGGAACUAUGAGCCCGAUGUGUUCUCCAACAAUGUCCUGUCCAAAGGGGUUAAGCAGGAGUCCAAUGAUGGCAGCUAUUACCAAGAGAAUAACAGCAUGCCCACAUCGGCCAUUGUUGGAGUUAAUUCCGGUGGACAUUCAUUCCAUUACCAGAUUGGAGCGCAAGGAACAAUGUCUUUCACGCGGCAUGAUGUGAGGGACCAGUCCAACCCUUUGUUGAAUCUAAUUUCACCCGUAACGGCGUUAAUGGAGUCAUGGAAAUCUCGGCCAGGCAUGUCACAGGGGUCACUGUCAGCCAGAGGUGAGGGAUACCCGGGUCAGAACUGCAUCACGGACAGCUCACCACUGAGACAACCGUCCUCCACAGCCAAAGUGUGCCUGGUUUGCGGAGAUGAAGCAUCGGGAUGCCACUACGGUGUCGUGACGUGUGGAAGCUGCAAAGUCUUCUUCAAAAGAGCAGUGGAAGGUCAGCACAACUACCUGUGUGCCGGAAGAAAUGACUGUAUCAUUGACAAGAUCCGAAGGAAAAACUGUCCGGCGUGCCGCGUACGGAAGUGUCUCCAGGCUGGGAUGAACCUAGGAGCACGAAAGUCCAAGAAGUUAAAGCUGAAGGGAGUCAGCGAGGACCUACAGGGCUCUAAGGACGGCCAAACUGCCACAGGUGGCGUUGGAGGCGGUUACCUGUCCUCAGAGAAGGAGCUCAACGCCAGCGCUGCCAAUGCCCUGGUGCCCCAUGGGCCUGGGGUGGUCACACCUUUUCUGCCGCCCUCCAUCUGCAGUGUUUUGGAGCUGAUUGAGCCUGAAGACGUGUACUCCGGCUAUGACAACACGCAGCCUGACACCACUGAUCACCUGCUGUCCAGUCUCAACCGCCUGGCCGGAAAGCAGAUGGUACGCAUGGUGAAGUGGGCCAAAGUACUUCCAGGUUUCCGGGGCCUGCCCAUCGAGGACCAAAUCACCCUGAUUCAGUAUUCGUGGAUGUGUCUGUCCUCCUUUUGCCUCAGCUGGCGCUCCUACAAACACACCAAUGCACAGAUGCUGUACUUUGCCCCUGACCUCAUCUUUAACGAGGACCGCAUGCAGCAGUCAGCCAUGUACGACCUGUGCCUGGGCAUGAGGCAGGUGAGCCAGGAGUUCCUACGACUGCAGCUCACCUACGACGAGUUCCUCUCCAUGAAGGUCCUACUGCUUCUCAGCACAGUUCCCAAAGAGGGUCUGAAGAACCAGGCAGCAUUCGAGGAGAUGAGGGUUAAUUACAUUAAGGAGCUCCGGCGUUCAGUGGGGAAAGCAACCAACAACUCUGGCCAAACCUGGCAGCGCUUCUUCCAGCUCACCAAGCUACUGGAUGCCAUGCAUGAUCUGGUGGGGAACCUGUUGGACUUCUGCUUCUACACCUUUCGUGAGUCCCAGGCCCUGAAGGUGGAGUUCCCCGAAAUGUUGGUGGAGAUCAUCAGUGACCAGAUACCAAAGGUGGAGUCAGGCCUCACUCACACAAUCUACUUCCACAAGAAGUGACUCACUUAACAGUUGGGACAGAAGCAGCAUUAAGAACUGGAAGAGAGGAGAAAGAAGUUCAAGAACAGAAGAGUAAAUGUGCGAGGAAGGCCUGAUACAGUUUGGCCUGCACCCUGUCGCCCAGUAUGCCAGCGUCCUCCUCUUGGAUGGGAAACUUAAGUGGCGUGAUGACAGAGGUAAAAAGGGUAGAAUGAUUUGACCCUGCAGUCACCAGAAGCGGGUCAGAGCUGUGAAUAGUUCGUCGAGCCGAGCACGACACGCCGAGAAGGACUUGACAAAUGUGACAAAGCAUCCCGAAGUUUCCCGCCCCCUCCCCCCCCUGCCCCAAAGACGAUAACAGUAUUUUCUAUGGAGAUAAAGCCAUACAUUUCUUAGGAUGCGCUAGAUACAUUCACUGCACACACACACACACACACAUACACGUAGAGGAAAAUUGAUACACAUGCUGUCCACAUGCCUUCACAUAAAUGCACAGAUGCACUCCACAUGCACUAAAAUCAGAUAACAAAUCUAGAGGAAAAAAAAAAAAAGGUUUUGCAAAUAUUAACUGUGGCUUAUGCAGUCUUUCAAAAUAAUAGCACUACGAAAAAAAGAAAAGAAUAUGCCAAUAUUUAGAUUUUGCUUUGCAGUGUAGCGACAUACUGCAAGACUACAGGGCAAAGGACAUUAAGAGGAGGCACAGAAAUUCUAGACUGUAAUGCGAAAGGUCUAUUUGAAUAUAUUCCAAGGGCUAUACAAGCAUCAUCAUAAGCUGGAUAAUUACAUUAAAUCUAACAAGUCCAAGUUCGAAUCUCAAUCGGUGUCAUAACAGCCAUCAUUAACAUUCACAUACUGAGUUUUUUAAUUAAAAUAUGUAGUAAAACAAUCAAAACUAAUAUGCAAAAGUCCAAAGCUAAAGCCGUUUUGAAAUAAAAAUGUCUCUCUUGUGUAAAGAAAGCUUGCACGUGAAGCUCCCAUGUCAUACAGUCACUAUUUUAGGCAUUUGUGGUGUAGAAUUAAGACAAUAUUGAUGAGCGAUUUUACCUUUGUGCAGAAGUGGUCAGGAGUGCUGCAGGAUGGAAAACAUGCAUUUACGGAAACAAUUUCAGUAGAGUCCGCUGGUAAUGGAUUUGACUGAGGUGCAUCCAUAGUAAUUGUGUUUUGUGUUAUCUCCAGAGCAGCUGUCCAAAUGUCUGUUUUUACUCACAAUGAAGCAAAACCAGCCCUUUGUGAACCAACACUUAUCUACUCUUCCCAGAAAUAAUAAAAACCAUUUUAUAAAAGUGUGUUGCAAAGGUUUAGUUUUUGACAAGCCAGUCAUUUUACAUUAAGGUGCUUCAUUUCUACAAAGCCAGGCAAGACAUAACAUGUACAGUAACUCGUAGGCAGUCCAUAUACAAUACACUAUAUGGACACAGCAUAAACACACAUACUCUGUAAAGUUGAUAUAAUCCAAAAUGGAGCAUUACUCUGCAGUGCUUACAGCAAACGGCUAAUGUAUCAAAAACCAGGCAAAUGUGUACAGAUAUUAACAACUUCUUAAACACAUUCUAUUCAGCUGUUGUACAGAUGUUUUGAGGUACAUGUUGAUGAAUGCUUGAUAAAGAACUGUUGGUAUGAUCACCUUUCCUAAUUUAGUUUAUUUCAUUUCUCUUAUAUUUGGGCCAAGUACUACUAUUUUAGGUAUGGCAGGCCCAGUCAUCUGGACCAUUAACUUGUCUCACACCCCACUGGUUUCUGGGUGGUUGUGGAACACUACUAUGAUGCUACUGAAAAGCGAUAGAGCCGCUGGGGAAGAAAAACAGUGGGGGCGUGUGAUUAUUAUUAUUUUUUUUGUGCCCUGUGAGUGUGUAUUUACAUGUAUGAAUGGAGCGAGUGUGGCUUAAGUUUGUGUGUGCGUGUGUUUGUGUUUUUUUUCAUUUUUUUUCUGGCAAGCAUGUGCAUAGUUGAUAUGGUCUUUCAGUGUGGGUAUUAUGCAUUUAUGUUAUAGGAUUAGCCGUAUCCUAUUUCCACAUUUAGAUUUGCACAGAGGAGAUACAAUGUGAAAUGAGGCAUUAGUGCAGCUAGCAGGAGUUGUCUGUUUUGAUAAGCAACUGUGAUGAUGCAGGAAAAAAAAAAAGACUUUCUGCAUGGUCACCCAGCCUAAAGUUAGACAACAUGACAUCACGGGCACAGCAGGAGUGGUGGUGUGCUACAUUAUGAGGUCUCUUCUGUGGUGGUAAUCGUGUAAAAAAAUUGGUGUACAAAGAAAUGGAGGUGGCAUGAUCGCAACUGUUAUUAGGGACUGUAUGAAUAUUAUUUAAGGGGUUCAGAAAAAGGGGGUUAAGUAUUUUAAAUGUUUGCUAAAAGGGAGUCUGAAUUUGUUGGGAGACCAUUAGAGGGUGUUUUUGUUCAUCCUGGAAUGAAAAUAUUGUGCCGUUCAAAUCUAUCAGCACUAACAGACAUGGUGCUUGGGACCCUCCGUCCACUCAUUCAGUGGCUUUUAUAGACCUAAACAUUUAGCAGCGCUUUAUUCAAAAAGAGUCGGGCUGCAUUUUCAAUAUUUUGGGGAAAAGAAAAUAUGAAUAAUGCUGUGUAGGAUAUUGCACUUUUAUAUAUAUAUAUAUAUAAAAAAAAGAAAUAAAUUUGGUACCCCUCCCCUGCCCACUAAUUUUCAUACAGUCCCUUGUCAGAAAGGCCUCAUUUUACAAUCCGUCUUUCUUGCGCAUUAUUGUGUUCAAGUUGUGAAGGACCCUUAAGCUAAUCUCUCACUGUUUCUUUAUUUUGCCCCUUUUUUUGUCCUUUUUAAGGAAUAAAAAAAACUGUCUAAAGGUUCAUAGGAUGAAUGGGAAAGUAUUUUUGAGAGAAUUAUAUUUUGCUGGAAAACAAUAUUUAAGUACUUUGUCUAAAAAUGAUAUCCUUUUUGUAAAAUGAAAUGUUAAUGCAUGCUUUUUGAUGAGAUGUUUACAUUGUAUUUAAAAAAGGGAAACUUGUGCCUUUUUAUCUCACCUGAUUUACAAUUUUACAGUAUAUAUUGUAAAUAAUACAGCAAGUCCUUAUGUUGAGUAUAGUAUAAAACAUUUCUACUUUAACCAUCUUGUUGAAAUAUUGGAAAAAUGUGUGUUUCCCACUCGCCAUGUUCUGUGUGUUGGAUCACAGAGAAGAAUUUACAGUAAAGGUUGGCGCCAGAAAGGGCCAAAUAGAGAAAUGAAUGUAUCAUACAUUGUGAGAGACUUAUGGAACUUACUACCUGAAUGUUAGAGAGAGUACAUUUAUUAUCUUCUUAUUAAGUAAAGUUAUUUGAUUUUGCAUCUUUGCAUCUUUUUUUUUUACUUUUUUCUUUUUUUUUCUUUUUUUUACUUUUUGCAUCAUUGUUCAAGUGGCUCAAACAAAAAAAUAAUAAUAAUCGAAAAGUAUUUCUUAUUUUGUAACAAGAUGUAUCAAGUGAUGGAUCCUUGAGUUGUUGCUGUUGAAAUGAUUUCCUAACCCAUGGCGGUAUUGUUGAUGAGCACCACAAUAAAAUCAAGAAAUCACAAACUAUUGAAACUGGGAUACGUGAAAGAAAGUUCUUGACUUUCAAAUCGAAACUUUGUGCACACACAACAUUAAAUGAAAUGAUGGACGUAGAGACUGAAGUUUGGCCAAAUUUGACCAGUUAUUAACUGGACUUAUUGCACUAACUGACAAAGUUUUAAUCAUAAAAGAAACAAAUCUAUCCCUAGGAAUAAUCUACACAGUCGAUUCCUGAUAAUGACUGCAAUGUUAUCGAUGAUGCUAUCAAGCCCCUGUACCCAAGACCCUCCUGCACUCCAGAAAUAUCGGCUUUGACUGUUGGCUUUAUUGGAUUUAACUUAUAAAUUAUUAUUGUUUUUUUAUUUUUUUAAGGAAUUUUUCUUUACAUUUUGGGAAAUACACUUCUUCACUUUCUUGUCUCGUGUACGUACGUACGGUAAAAAAACAAAGCUGCAGCCAGGAGGCUGUUAGCUUAGCUUGGCAUAAAGACUGAAAGCAGCAAGCAGUCUUGUUUGUUUUAUCCGUGUGAAAACUUAAGAAAAAAAAACUUACUUCUGUUUUUGUACACAUUAAACAAGAUGAAACAUUUUAAUAAAAGAGUUGCUGCUAAGUGGAUUUCGUUAUCUUUGCACAGAGCGCAAGAUAUCUGUUCCCCCUUUAUGCUAAGCUAAGCGACCCGGCUGUAGCUUCGUAAUCCCUUAUCUAACUCUCGUCAAGAAAACGUUUCCCAAAAAGGUCUAAACUAUUCCUUUUAACGGAACAAAAUAAAGUAUUUAUUGGUCAUCAAUCACCACUUACUGCAAAUGAGGACGAAAAAAAAACCUUCACUCUUCUGGAGGGAGAAACGUUAAAAGCUGUCACCUUCUAAACGAACUCCUUUUAGGCAUGAAUGACUCAGAAUGUGUUGAACUGCUGUUUCACAGUACACUAUUGCGUCACUGUAUGUGGAGUCACGUCGUUGCCAUUUUCUGUUCACAGUGAUGAAUCGGGUGUAGAGAGACUAAGCCAUAUCUCCACAGCCAUGGCAGUGCAUUUCUUAUUAAUAUAUAAAUAUAUACAAAUGUUUUUUUUUUUUUUUUUCCAAUUCCAAAAAUGACUUUUUACUCAAGAUGCUUUGUACAAUAUUUCUCAGCAAACAUACAGUAGACACCCUACAACAUAAAACAAUAAAACAUCUUUGAAACCAGUUACUACUGUAUAUCUUGAUGCAGAUAUUGCCAUACUUGUGUUUGCAAACUAUUGCAAGAUUCUAAUAAAACUGUUAAACUGAUAAUCCGAUGUGACUUAUCUGUUUGUGUAUGGAUGUAUGGAUGUACGGUCUGUACGUGAGUGUGAUUAAAAUUAUACCAUGAGACAGAAGCUAGGAAACGUGCCCUAAAAAAAAAAAAAAAAAAAAAA
Molecule: messenger RNA, 8194 nt
Organism: Larimichthys crocea (large yellow croaker)
Lineage: Eukaryota; Metazoa; Chordata; Actinopteri; Sciaenidae
Gene: nr3c2
Product: nuclear receptor subfamily 3, group C, member 2
Exons: 9
Coding region: 350-3325 (991 amino acids)
Biological process (GO): regulation of DNA-templated transcription
Molecular function (GO): zinc ion binding; DNA-binding transcription factor activity; sequence-specific DNA binding
Source: RefSeq, a predicted model, not a curated record